UCCGGGGUUUUUCACUGUUUUAACUGAAAAUUACCAUAAAAUCGAAAUUUGUCUUUGAAUUUAUUAACAUACAGGUCGUUUCUAUUAUUUCGGGUGUUUUUAUCAAAUUUAAAAAUAGGCCUCUGCUCUAUAUUAUAGGGACUGGCACGCAUGUGUCCUAGCGUAGCCCAGCGGAAGAAAAUCGAUAGAUAAAGGGCUUGAGCGGUUAAUUGCCGGCUUUUUUACGAAAAAAUCCAUAAAUAAGGAAAAUGAGUCAAACUGACCCAUCCCAGAAGUCACCUCCCCCCAAUAUAACUGAGGACAAGAAGAGUAUCCAAGAGGAGGAAAGAGAAAAAAUCUUAAAUAUAGAAAACGAACAGAAGACUAUGGCAUCCAGUGUUAUUGAAACCUCGGACGAAAAGAAGCCAAAAGAGAUAAAAGAAGGUAUGGAAGUGAAACCGAAGAAAAUCCCUAUAGGUGGCAUUCAGAUGCCUGGAUUUUUCACCCGAAGCAAAUCCAAGGAACAGUGCAAGGAGGACGAUCAAAUUGAGGGCACCGAACUGAUUGAGCAGGACAAAAGUGAAAAAAAAGAGGACAAUUCUGCUUUGGCUACAAAAAUUAAACUGCCCAACCCGUUUAAAAAAACCAAACCCAGUGAUCCUGAAGAAGGUGAUAAGGCUGUAGAACCGAAAGACAAAAUAAAACUUCUAGACACCAUAAGAAUGCCCUUGGUCUCCGUAUUUCAACGUAUGAAACGGAAUUCGGAGUCUCAAAAUUUGACUACUAACAGUCAAGCAGGGUUGGCUUCAUUGGAAACUUUAGACGAGAAAAGUGCCAACGAGAAGGACGACAUGAAAAACGUAAAUUUGAACGAGAAAAAGGAUGACGAAAAACAUGCGGAACAAGAGGACGUCAACUGGAUGGAAAAAUUGAAAGGAUACAAAAUCGCCAUCG
Messenger RNA from Anthonomus grandis grandis, 933 nucleotides. Its product is annotated as neurotactin-like. The annotation marks the transcript as partial. The transcript has 5 exons. The record is from RefSeq and is a predicted model, not a curated record. Lineage: Eukaryota; Metazoa; Arthropoda; Insecta; Coleoptera; Curculionidae.